GAGAAAAGGGGCGGGGCCUAACCCGUGGAAGCCGAACUGGAGGGCUCGGUGCCCUUGCUAACCGGAGGGAGUCACGUGAUCGGGCUCGUUGCUCCGAGGGAGAGAGGAGGAAGUACCGUUCCGGUGGGCUCGGUCGGUCGGUCGGUCUUGGCAGGAUGUCGGGCAAGGACAGGAUCGAAAUCUUCCCUUCGCGGAUGGCUCAGACUAUAAUGAAAGCCCGUUUGAAAGGAGCCCAGACUGGUCGCAACCUCUUGAAAAAAAAAUCAGAUGCAUUGACUUUACGAUUCCGGCAGAUUUUGAAGAAAAUUAUUGAGACUAAGAUGUUGAUGGGUGAAGUGAUGAGAGAAGCUGCUUUUUCCCUUGCUGAAGCAAAGUUCACAGCUGGAGAUUUUAGUACUACUGUGAUUCAGAAUGUGAACAAAGCUCAAGUCAAAAUCAGAGCUAAAAGAGACAAUGUAGCAGGUGUGACAUUGCCAGUUUUUGAGCAUUACCAAGAAGGAGGAGAUAGUUAUGAGUUGACUGGUUUAGCCAGAGGCGGUGAACAGCUGGCCAAGCUGAAAAGGAACUAUGCUAAAGCAGUAGAACUCCUUGUAGAACUAGCUUCUCUUCAGACUUCAUUUGUUACUCUGGAUGAAGCAAUCAAGAUAACAAAUAGGCGUGUGAAUGCUAUUGAACAUGUGAUUAUUCCUAGAAUUGAACGCACCCUGUCUUACAUCAUAACCGAGUUGGAUGAACGAGAACGAGAGGAGUUUUACAGAUUAAAGAAGAUCCAAGAAAAGAAAAAGAUACUGAAAGAGAAGAAUGAAAAAUUGCAAGAAUUACGGAAAGCUGAUGGAGCGCAAGAACCUGCUAAUUUGCUUGCAGAAGAAAAAGAUGAGGAUCUUCUCUUUGAAUAGCUAUGGAUAUAGUUGACUGAAAUCUAAAAGCUGUGCUACUCUGUGGACCUUAUUUAUGAAGUUCUUUCUUUGAUGUAUUAGCUUGAAUAUUCCACUCCAGACCUAUUCAAGGAAUGUUCUUCUUGUGGAAAAUUGCUGUUUAAUUAAUUACUUGCAUGAAGCAGGAUCAUUUCCAUUUCCUAUCUGUCUUUGUUCCUUUGGUAUAGAAGUAUGGUUUCCCUGUGUACUGCCAAAUUCUUGUAAUAAUUUUUAUUUAUGGUCACAGAUAGAGACUAGUGAGCAAUUCAGAAAUUCAUAACUUGGAAUUAUGUUUUUUUCUUUCCUAAAAAAGAAACAUUCGUUUUAAAUUGUAUCUCGAUUGUACUGUAAAAUCAAUAAAGAAAUAUGGCUAAAUGAAA
Ahaetulla prasina is the source of this 1294-nucleotide messenger RNA. It is a transcript of the gene ATP6V1D, whose product is annotated as ATPase H+ transporting V1 subunit D. The record is from RefSeq and is a predicted model, not a curated record. The transcript has 9 exons. NCBI's taxonomy places the organism in Eukaryota, Metazoa, Chordata, Lepidosauria, Squamata, Colubridae. Gene Ontology annotation, molecular function: proton-transporting ATPase activity, rotational mechanism. Bases 156 to 896 code for a protein of 246 amino acids. Gene Ontology annotation, cellular component: proton-transporting V-type ATPase complex.